CAUAAAAUAUUUCUCUUUUAUUUGUUGUAACCAACGCGGGGACGCUUGUAAUUGUAUUUCUGUAAUUGCGAUGCGCGACCCUUGUUUAAUGCGCAGCAGCAGCUCCUCCGACCCGAGUUCCGGGUGUUAUUUAAAGCUUAAUCUAAGCUCUAAUUCCAGGAAACAAACAGACUUGUUUACUUUUUUAUUUUAUGUUUGAACGACGCGCAUAAAAUACAACAGUUGAAAUGUAGAUGAAAAACAAACAAAAUACAAGAGCACGAAACCUGAGCAACACAAAAGUGAUAUAAUAACAAAUAAUAAAUAAACUGGAGAAUAUCCUGUGAAACCGCCACUCACCCACGCCUUUUGACAAGAUGGCCGUGCAGCUUACGCAAAGCUACCACCACCUUCCCCUGACGAUUACACCGAUCCUGGGAGGCCAGACACAGCAGAUCCAUCAGCAGCAUGUCCUGCAGCCGGCCCCUAAUCCUCCGCAGCCUCAGCCGCCGGACCUCACCUUCCACUGCAUGUGCUGUGCCGAGUUCUUUGUCCAUCCGGUGGCCCUGUAUCAGCACAUGAACGCCCUGCAUCCCAACGAGCCAUCGAGCGAGGAACGACGCCGACGGGAGCGGGAGGAGGAGGAGGCGGCGGCAGCAGGAGCUGACGAGGGCGAGGACUACAGCUGGAUAUUUGAGCCAGUGUGCGAGCUGGCCGAGGAGGGUGGUAGUGACUCCUCUUCCGAGGAGGACAGCAGCGAUUCCUCGGGGGACGACGACGACGACGACGAUGAGGAGGACAACAACAGCAGCUCCGAUGAUGACAGCAGCUCCAGCUCAAGUUCAAGCAACUCCAGCUCGACGGGCACCAGCUCGGAGGCUGCCACCAGCAGCAAUUCCAAUUCGCAGAUGCAACCCAUGCAGCAAAUGCAUCCCAUGCGCGGCUUAAUGGCCGGUCCGGUGCCCAAUGAGUUUCACCUGCAAGUGGCCGAUCCGCGGGAGUCCACCUCCAUCAUCAUGCUGCAGCCAUCGCUGAGCAUUACGCCGGUAAACCAGCCGCUGCCCAUGCCACCCAUGCCUCCGUCGAUGCCUUUGCCUUUGCAACCGCUGCUGGGACCGGAAUCCAUCCAAACGCCUAUCAAGCGAAGGCGUGGCCGACGAAGCAAGGCCAACGUGAUGACGCCCACAAUGGCCAUCGAUCCCACGUUGAAUGCCACGAAUCCUGCUGCCCAGAAGUGCUUCCAGUGCACGCACUGCGAGGCAAGCUUUCCCAAUGCCGGCGAUCUGUCCAAGCACGUCCGGUCGCACAUCACCAACAAGCCCUUCCAGUGCUCCAUCUGCCAGAAGACCUUCACGCAUAUCGGCAGCCUGAACACCCACAUCCGCAUCCACAGCGGCGAAAAGCCUUACAAGUGCGAACUGUGCCCCAAGGCCUUUACGCAGUCCAGCAGCCUGAUGGUCCACAUGCGAUCCCACUCGGUGCGCAAGCCCCAUCAGUGCUUGGACUGCGACAAGGGAUUCAUCAACUACAGCUCAUUGCUGCUCCACCAGAAGACGCAUGCGGCGCCCACCGAGACGUUCACGUGUCCGGAGUGCGAGCGCGAGUUCAAGGCGGAGGCGCUGCUCGACGAGCACAUGCGAAUGCAUACCCAGGAGCUGGUGUAUCAGUGCGCCAUCUGUCGCGAUGCCUUCCGUGCCAGCUCCGAGCUGGUGCAGCACAUGAAGAAUCACAUGGGCGAGAAGCCGUUCACUUGCUCCAUUUGCGAUCGCUCCUUCACACAGUCGGGCAGCCUGAAUAUACACAUGCGCAUUCAUACGGGAGAGAAGCCCUUCCAGUGCAAGCUGUGCGACAAGUGCUUCACGCAGGCCUCCAGCCUGAGUGUCCACAUGAAGAUCCAUGCAGGGGAGAAGCCCUAUCCGUGUCCGAUCUGCGGCAAAUCCUACAGCCAGCAGGCGUAUCUCAAUAAGCAUAUACAGGCGCAUCAGGCAGCUGCUGCUGCUGCCUCCUCCUCCUCAUCCCCGGGAUUGCUGUUGCCCAAGCAGGAGCCGCAUGAAACCUUGGUCUGCAUUGUCUGCGGCUCACUGCAUGCGGAUGCCACGGCUCUGGCCAGUCAUGUGACCAGCCAGCAUGCAGCUCUCUUGGACACGAUGAAGCAAUGCCCGGGAGGCGAAGGUCUGCAGCCGGAAGGCAAGUUCAGCCAGGAGGAACAGCAGGUCUACAUGCAGCGGGUGCAAACUGUUCUGCUGCAAAUGAACCAGCAGCAACAGCAGCAGCCCUUGCUACUCCCUCCCCAGCCGCAGUUGACAUCUAUGGAUUCCACAGGCGAGGAUGAAGAGGAGCCCGAAGACGUCGAGGACGAGGAGGAGGAGGAGGAGGAAGAGAACGAGGAGGAAGAUGAGGCUGAAGCUGAAGUUGAAGCUCAGGCUGAGGCUGAGGAAACUCAAAAACAUCUGUUGAAUCUGAGGGACCCCAUACUCGGUCCUCAGGAGGAACCUUUGUUCAUGGACUCGGACAUGUACUACGAGGACUUUGCCGACAUGGACGUGGGCUGCCAGGAGGAGGUGUUUGGCGACUAUGUUCUCAAGGAGGAGGAGGUUUACACCCAGGAGCUCAUCUAGAUUUAAGCACAAAGUUUGGCCAUUCAAGCAUCUCCAAGGGAAGGGUUUCUUUUACCCCUGCCAUCUAAGCUUUUCUUUUUAAUUAUUUUUAGUUUCCUCAUCUUGUUCCUGACUUUAAGGGGGUCGGGAAUGUUCCAAAAAAAUCUCCAACAAUUUACAAAUUUAACUUAAGUUUAAAGCGCACUUUUUUUGGUGUAAUUAAUCACACAAGUUAUACACACUGUAAAGCAACUCCAUAGUGUUGACCUGAAAUAACAACCUGCGAUGAAAUAGUUUACAAACAUUAACCAUAUAUAUUUACACAAACAGUUAAUAUUUAAUUGCCUAAUGUUAAGAUUAAGAUGAGAUUUCUGGAGCAUUCUCCCUCGUUCCCUUCAUUGAGCUAAAUUUCACUCUCAUAUCUCAUAUCACGUUUCCAAUUAUCUUUUAAAGAUAUUAUAUUUUUUGCUAGUAUUAAACCUGCUCAUUCAACAUCCCACAAGGGGAAUCCCUUAGCCAUGCUGGAACUAGCAAGGUUCCAGCAUUUACUUAAAGCGUAAUUUUUCCAAAAUUGCCUGAAAAGAGAUUACAUUAAUCGUUACAAUACAA
This is a messenger RNA of Drosophila kikkawai, 3185 nucleotides long. Its product is annotated as zinc finger protein 79. The record is from RefSeq and is a predicted model, not a curated record. Gene Ontology annotation, molecular function: DNA-binding transcription factor activity, RNA polymerase II-specific; sequence-specific DNA binding. Gene Ontology annotation, cellular component: nucleus. Gene Ontology annotation, biological process: regulation of transcription by RNA polymerase II. Lineage: Eukaryota; Metazoa; Arthropoda; Insecta; Diptera; Drosophilidae.